Thlaspi arvense is the source of this 3116-nucleotide messenger RNA. NCBI's taxonomy places the organism in Eukaryota, Viridiplantae, Streptophyta, Magnoliopsida, Brassicales, Brassicaceae. The record is from the annotation of a GenBank genome assembly.
UCUAACUUUAAUCAUUAGCAAAAAAAAUAACACUAUGAGGCUUUAUUCUUUUCUACAGUUUCAUUAUCAAUACAUAAAAAGCAUAAUGUGACGAAAUUUUACACGUAGCAACAAAAGUACUAUAAAGUCUCUCAUCUGUUUUUCAGUUAUCCAACUUUUUGUACAUAUACAUCAUCUGUUAUCUCUGAAACCUUAAAAAUCCUAAUUAAAAACUCAAAACGAAAAGCUUAACUUUACUGCUGGUGAUGGCUUCUGCGAUCCUCCAACGCCUCUCCCUGACUCCUCUCACCAGCCGCGAUCUCAACGUUAGACUCCGCCGCCGCCGUAGUCAUCGGCUGUAGUAGCAUCGCCGUGAACGGCAUGUGACUGUAACCGUUUACAGGAUAUUGAAUUCCAACAGGCUGACAUAAAUCAAGCCAGCAGCUCGGCGGUUGUUGCGGUUGCAGCUGCGAUUGCGUUUGCGUUUGCGUUUGCGUCGCGACCAUUGCCAACAUCAUCUGCGGCGAGGAAUCAACCGCCGCCGCAACGCCAACGGACGAGGAAACCUGCUCGGAAGGAUUGGUUCCGGAGCCUGUGGCGGCAAUAAUCGACGGUUCGGCUUGGCUGAGAAGCCACUCGAUGGUUUCUCCGUCAGAUCGGUGACCCAGCUCACGCGUCAGCUGGAAAAUUCGAGCGGCGGCGAGAGCCGACAUACGAACGCGGCGGCCUCUUCCGUUAACCUUAGUGUGGCGGUCCUUAGACGCGGGGGAGGGUUUCGAAACAGCGAUCUGCGAUUGGGGACGCGAUUCAGGAGCUACAGCGUUAGCGUUGGACUCAGUUGAGCUCAAAUUUUGAAACACCAUAUCUGUAUUCAUCGAUUUCGUUCCUUUUUGUUUGACUAUUUCAGUGAUGAAGAAGCUUUUUUAUGAUCUACAAAGAGAGAAUCUAGGGUUUAAGAAGAAGUAUCAGAAGAAAGAGGGAGAAGACGAUGAUUCGAAUGAUCCUGCACUCCUACUUACUGACACGUUGACCAUUUCCCUCGGGAAGUGGAAGCUAUUAGUCGAUUUUUAUCGUAAUCGUAAAAUUAAUUUAACUCUUUGGGCUUAGGCCCAAUAAUAGGCCCAAGCUGAUCCUCUAAAGUAUAGGGAGAAAAAAAAGGAGAAGAUAACAAAAUCUGACUUCCAUGGCAGCACGAAGAUUUUGUUUUUAUAAAACAAAAAAUUUGAGUGUUUUCGCCUUAUCUGUUCGUCAUGACUCAGUAGAGUAGCCUCAUGUUCUUAUUCGUCUUCCUUAGCCAUUCGCGGAAGCGGAAGCAAAAGCAGAGCCUGUUUCGUUGGUGAUUUUGUGAAAUGGAAGCUGCGAGGAGCUUGGUUUCUUCUUCAUCUCCUUCGUUUCCGACGAAGACCCAUCUCAAGAGCAGCUUCUCUUCUCCUUCCUCUGUAGUGAUGCUUCAUGAACAAACAGCGACUCCUGUAGUUAACUCACGUCAUCUCGCCUCUCUAUCUCGACAUUUUCCUGCGUCAGUUCUCUCACAGGAGCCACGGGAAGAGUCUAGGCCUCUGUCACAUGCGUUUAGAGAAGACAGAACAUCUCAGUUGACUCUGGAGAGGAGGCGGUUUGAUGAACUGGUUUCAUCUCGAGAAGAUGAGAAAUUUGAACAGCAACUGCUUCAAUCUGCUGGUUUAUGGAAUUUGUUGAUAUCUCCUUUAACAGUUGUAUCUCCCUUAGAAGAUGCGGAGCCUUGUGAUGUGGUUGCACUAGCUCAGAAGGCUUUAUCAGCUUCGAAACAAGCUGCAUUGUUAGCGGAAGACUCUGAAGCAGAUCCAUCUGUCAACACCGUGGAUUCUCUCUCCACUAGUGAAGGUUAUGUUCCUCAGAAAAUCAAUGCCAAGAAAAAGAUGAAACAAGGGUUUGAUACGGAUGAUGCGCUCCAGCUCUUCUUGUGGGGACCUGAGACCAAACAGCUUCUGACUGCUAAAGAGGAAGCUGAGCUGAUAUCACAUAUACAGCAUUUGAUGAAGUUGGAGAAGGCAAAGACUAAACUUGAAUCUCAAAACGGCUGUGAACCAACAAUAGCCGAGUGGGCUGGAGCCAUGGGGCUAAGUACCCCUGUCUUGAAAUCUGAAAUCCACCGGGGAAGAAGCAGCCGGGAAAAGCUGAUUACAGCUAACCUACGCCUUGUAGUCCAUAUCGCUAAACAAUAUCAGAAUCGCGGACUCAACUUUCAGGACUUAUUGCAGGAAGGAAGCAUGGGGCUAAUGAAGAGUGUAGAGAAGUUCAAACCGCAAUCCGGAUGCAGAUUCGCUACUUAUGCCUACUGGUGGAUUCGACAGUCAAUAAGAAAGUCUAUAUUUCAAAACUCGAGGACAAUCCGUUUGCCGGAGAACGUGUACAUGCUUCUGGGAAAAGUAUCCGAAGCCAGAAAAACGUGCUUGCAGGAAGGAAAUUACCUUCCGAGCAAAGAAGAACUCGCAAGCCACGUCGGAGUUUCAACAGAGAAGCUGGAUAAACUGCUGUAUAACACAAGAACACCUCUUUCAAUGCAACAGCCCAUUUGGUCUGAUCAAGACACCACCUUUCAGGAAGUAACAGCAGACAGUGGGAUUGAGACACCGACGUUGAGCGUUGGGAAGCAGUUGAUGAGGAACCAUGUACGGAAUCUCCUGAAUGUACUGAGCCCGAAGGAGAGAAGGAUCAUCAAGCUGAGAUUUGGGAUUGAGGGCGGCAAACAGAGAUCAUUGUCGGAGAUAGGAGAGAUUUACGGGCUGUCGAAGGAGAGGGUAAGGCAGCUAGAGAGCCGGGCAUUGUACAGGCUUAAGCAGAACAUGAACAGCCACGGACUCAGUGCUUAUGCUGAUCUGCUUGUUUAGCUCAUGGAGAUAAUUGGCUGCUUCUAUUAUUAAUAAUACUAUGUGUAUACAAAAUUGUUUUCUAUAAGGGGUUUGUUGAUAUUCGGAGGAAUAGGGUUUUCUUGGAUAAGAAGUUUUUGUCUCUAAGGCAAGGAAAAGGAUGGAUCACGAAAUAUCUAUGAUCUUUUUUUGGGGCAAGGAAUAGUGUUUCUUGGAUAAGAGAUUUUAUAUCUAAACUGUGCACAUCUCUGUUUAUUUCCUUUUAAUCAAAUUUUCAUAAACUUAAAA